Molecule: messenger RNA, 1714 nt
Organism: Equus caballus (horse)
Lineage: Eukaryota; Metazoa; Chordata; Mammalia; Perissodactyla; Equidae
Gene: NTSR1
Product: neurotensin receptor 1
Biological process (GO): neuropeptide signaling pathway
Cellular component (GO): plasma membrane
Molecular function (GO): G protein-coupled neurotensin receptor activity
Source: RefSeq, a predicted model, not a curated record
GCGAGGGAGAGAGCGCGCCGGGGCAGCGGUGCGUGCGCUCCGCUCGGCGCCACAGGCUCGCCCCGCGCAGCCCCGGCCGGCCGGGUGCUCUCCAGCAGAGUCGGCACUGCCGCCCCGGAGCCCGAGGAACCGCGGCGUCUGGAGAUCGGAGGAAGCCGGGGCAAGCGCGGAGCCCAGAAGGAACUCGCAGCCCAGAGCCGGGAGUCUGAAAGAGGAGCGGAGCCCGCGGCCCCGGGUGAGCGCAAGCCCGGAGCGCUCCGGGUGGCACGGUCCGCGUCUGGUGCUUCCCGCCUGGACGACGCGCCCCCUCGCCGUCUCGCGCCCUCCGCUCGGGCCCCUGGUACUCUGUCCCCGCCUGAGACGCGCCCACCCUCGCCUCGGCUUCCGGCCGCGGAGGCGCCCGACCGAGCCGCGGACCCCGACGAAAGCGGCGCCCGACCCCACGCGCCCACCAUGCGCCUCAACAGCUCCGCGCCGAGCCCCGGGGGCGCGCCUGGCCCCGACCCCUUCCCCCUGCCGCCGUCGGGGAUGGAGACGACGCUCCUGGCAUCCGGCCUUGGCAACGGCUCCGGCAACGCGUCCGAGUGGGUCCGAGCGGCGCCCAACAGCGACCUGGACGUGAACACGGACAUCUACUCCAAAGUGCUGGUGACGGCCGUGUACCUGGCGCUCUUCGUGGUGGGCACGGUGGGCAACUCGGUGACGGCGUUCACGCUGGCGCGCAAGAAGUCGCUGCAGAGCCUGCAGAGCACCGUGCACUACCACCUGGGCAGCCUGGCGCUGUCCGACCUGCUCAUCCUGCUGCUCGCCAUGCCGGUGGAGCUGUACAACUUCAUCUGGGUGCACCACCCCUGGGCCUUCGGCGACGCCGUCUGCCGUGGCUACUACUUCCUGCGCGACGCCUGCACCUAUGCCACGGCUCUCAACGUGGCCAGCCUGAGUGUGGAGCGCUACCUGGCCAUCUGCCACCCCUUCAAGGCCAAGACCCUCAUGUCCCGCAGCCGCACCAAGAAAUUCAUCAGUGCCAUCUGGCUGGCCUCGGGCCUGCUGGCCGUGCCCAUGCUCUUCACCAUGGGCCAGCAGAACCGCAGCGCCGACGGCCAGCACCCCGGCGGCCUGGUGUGCACGCCCAUCGUGGGCACGGCCACGAUCAAGGUCGUCAUCCAGAUCAACACCUUCAUGUCUUUCGUGUUCCCCAUGGUGCUCAUCUCCAUCCUGAACACCAUCAUCGCCAACAAGCUGACUGUCAUGGUACGCCAGGCCGCCGAGCAGGGCCAGGUGUGCACCGUUGGGGACCAGCACAGCUCAUUCAGCAUGUCCAUUGAGCCCGGAAGGGUCCAGGCCCUGCGGCACGGUGUCCGGGUCUUACGUGCCGUGGUCCUCGCCUUUGUGGUCUGCUGGCUGCCCUACCACGUGCGGCGCCUCAUGUUCUGCUACAUUUCAGAGAAGCAGUGGACCCCGUUCCUCUACGACUUCUACCACUACUUCUACAUGCUGACCAACGCCCUCUUCUACGUCAGCUCCACCGUCAACCCCAUCCUGUACAACCUCGUGUCCGCCAACUUCCGCCAGAUCUUCCUGUCCACCCUGGCCUGCCUGUGUCCCCUGUGGGGGCGCAGGAGGAAGAGGCCAGCCUUCUCGAGGAAGGCUAACAGCAUGUCCAGCAACCACACCUUCUCCAGCAACGUCACCCGGGAGACCCUGUACUAGGGGU